AUUUACUAACUAAAUAUUAUUCCGCGGCACAUAGUUAUAAAUACAGGCAAACAGCUACUUAUCUGGAGUUUAUCCAUUGCGUACGCUGAAAGUAUCUGUUUAUCUGGUGUGUUCUUGGUAUAAAAAUGCAGAUCUUUGUGAAAACUCUGACUGGUAAAACAAUCACUCUGGAAGUUGAGCCCAGUGACACCAUUGAAAAUGUAAAAGCCAAAAUCCAGGACAAGGAAGGCAUUCCGCCUGAUCAGCAGAGGUUGAUCUUUGCUGGCAAGCAGUUGGAAGAUGGGCGCACCCUGUCAGACUACAAUAUCCAGAAAGAAUCCACACUCCACCUUGUGCUACGUCUGAGAGGUGGUAUGCAGAUCUUUGUGAAAACCCUCACUGGCAAAACCAUCACUCUGGAAGUUGAGCCCAGUGACACCAUUGAAAAUGUAAAGGCCAAAAUCCAGGACAAGGAAGGCAUUCCGCCUGAUCAGCAGAGGUUGAUCUUUGCCGGCAAGCAGUUGGAAGAUGGGCGCACCCUGUCAGACUACAAUAUCCAGAAAGAAUCCACACUCCACCUUGUGCUACGUCUGAGAGGUGGUAUGCAGAUCUUUGUGAAAACCCUCACUGGCAAAACCAUCACUCUGGAAGUUGAGCCCAGUGACACCAUUGAAAAUGUAAAGGCCAAAAUCCAGGACAAGGAAGGCAUUCCGCCUGAUCAGCAGAGGUUGAUCUUUGCCGGCAAGCAGUUGGAAGAUGGCACCCUGUCAGACUACAAUAUCCAGAAAGAAUCCACACUCCACCUUGUGCUACGUCUGAGAGGUGGUAUGCAGAUCUUUGUGAAAACCCUCACUGGCAAAACCAUCACUCUGGAAGUUGAGCCCAGUGACACCAUUGAAAAUGUAAAGGCCAAAAUCCAGGACAAGGAAGGCAUUCCGCCUGAUCAGCAGAGGUUGAUCUUUGCCGGCAAGCAGUUGGAAGAUGGCACCCUGUCAGACUACAAUAUCCAGAAAGAAUCCACACUCCACCUUGUGCUACGUCUGAGAGGUGGUAUGCAGAUCUUUGUGAAAACCCUCACUGGCAAAACCAUCACUCUGGAAGUUGAGCCCAGUGACACCAUUGAAAAUGUAAAGGCCAAAAUCCAGGACAAGGAAGGCAUUCCGCCUGAUCAGCAGAGGUUGAUCUUUGCCGCAAGCAGUUGGAAGAUGGGCACCCUGUCAGACUACAAUAUCCAGAAAGAAUCCACACUCCACCUUGUGCUACGCCUGAGAGGUGGUAUGCAGAUCUUUGUGAAAACCCUCACUGGCAAAACCAUCACUCUGGAAGUUGAGCCCAGUGACACCAUUGAAAAUGUAAAGGCCAAAAUCCAGGACAAGGAAGGCAUUCCGCCUGAUCAGCAGAGGUUGAUCUUUGCCGGCAAGCAGUUGGAAGAUGGCACCCUGUCAGACUACAAUAUCCAGAAAGAAUCCACACUCCACCUUGUGCUACGUCUGAGAGGUGGUAUGCAGAUCUUUGUGAAAACCCUCACUGGCAAAACCAUCACUCUGGAAGUUGAGCCCAGUGACACCAUUGAAAAUGUAAAGGCCAAAAUCCAGGACAAGGAAGGCAUUCCGCCUGAUCAGCAGAGGUUGAUCUUUGCCGGCAAGCAGUUGGAAGAUGGGCGCACCCUGUCAGACUACAAUAUCCAGAAAGAAUCCACACUCCACCUUGUGCUACGUCUGAGAGGUGGUAUGCAGAUCUUUGUGAAAACCCUCACUGGCAAAACCAUCACUCUGGAAGUUGAGCCCAGUGACACCAUUGAAAAUGUAAAGGCCAAAAUCCAGGACAAGGAAGGCAUUCCGCCUGAUCAGCAGAGGUUGAUCUUUGCCGGCAAGCAGUUGGAAGAUGGGCGCACCCUGUCAGACUACAAUAUCCAGAAAGAAUCUACUCUGCAUUUGGUUCUGCGUUUGAGAGGUGGAUGCUGAAGUUAUGCACUCUGUUUUUCUUUGCUGUUUGCACUAUUUCCUUUAUUUUUGCUUUUGGAGAAGACAUUUUUGUUUUAAUAAUAAAGUUCUUUGGAAUAAAUAGUGUAUUCAGAAUA
Messenger RNA from Protopterus annectens (West African lungfish), 2059 nucleotides. It is a transcript of the gene UBB, whose product is annotated as ubiquitin B. Gene Ontology annotation, cellular component: cytoplasm; nucleus. Gene Ontology annotation, molecular function: ubiquitin protein ligase binding; protein tag activity. The record is from RefSeq and is a predicted model, not a curated record. NCBI's taxonomy places the organism in Eukaryota, Metazoa, Chordata, Ceratodontiformes, Protopteridae. Gene Ontology annotation, biological process: modification-dependent protein catabolic process; protein ubiquitination.